Molecule: messenger RNA, 768 nt
Organism: Pecten maximus
Lineage: Eukaryota; Metazoa; Mollusca; Bivalvia; Pectinida; Pectinidae
Product: RNA-binding protein 12B-like
Exons: 3
Coding region: 1-768 (255 amino acids)
Source: RefSeq, a predicted model, not a curated record
AUGGUUGUAAUCCUCCGUAAACUCCCAGGCACACCAACAGAAGAUAUAGUACAGGCACCAACAGAAGAUAUAGUACAGGCACCAACAGAAGAUAUAGUACAGGCACCAACAGAAGAUAUAGUACAGGCACCAACAGAAGAUAUACUAAAGGCACCAACAGAAGAUAUAGUACAGGCACCAACAGAAGAUAUAGUACAGGCACCAACAGAAGAUAUACUAAAGGCACCAACAGAAGAUAUAUUACAGGCACCAACAGAAGAUAUAGUACAGGCACCAACAGAAGAUAUAGUACAGGCACCAACAGAAGAUAUAGUACAGGCACCAACAGAAGAUAUAGUACAGGCACCGACAGAAGAUAUAUUAAAGGCACCAACAGAAGAUAUAGUACAGGCACCAACAGAAGAUAUAUUAAAGGCACCAACAGAAGAUAUAGUACAGGCACCAACAGAAGAUAUAUUAAAGGCACCAACAGAAGAUAUAGUACAGGCACCGACAGAAGAUAUAUUAAAGGCACCAACAGAAGAUAUAGUACAGGCACCAACAGAAGAUAUAGCACCAACAGAAGAUAUAGUACAGGCAUCAACAGAAGAUAUAUUAAAGGCACCAACAGAAGAUAUAGUACAGGCACCAACAGAAGAUAUAGUACAGGCACCAACAGAAGAUAUAGUACAGGCACCAACAGAAGAUAUAUUACAGGCACCAACAGAAGAUAUAGUACAGGCACCAACAGAAGAUAUAUUAAAGGCACCAACAGAAGAUAUAUUAUAA